Molecule: messenger RNA, 780 nt
Organism: Ogataea angusta
Lineage: Eukaryota; Fungi; Ascomycota; Pichiomycetes; Pichiales; Pichiaceae
Exons: 2
Coding region: 1-780 (259 amino acids)
Biological process (GO): translational elongation
Cellular component (GO): nucleus; cytoplasm
Source: RefSeq, a predicted model, not a curated record
AUGUCAGGAGUUAUUUACUGUUUGCCAGGCUCGCCAAGAAGUUCGCUUUUCCCCCAGCUCAUCAAGUACACGGGGCUUGACAUCGAGGUCAAGGACCCUUCUGCUGCCUGUUUUGCCGAGAACUUCCCGCUGAAAAAGUGUCCUGCGUACAAACAGAACGACGGCUUCAAACUCACCGAAACCCUCGCCAUUCUCAAGUACCUCGUGGACCAGGUGCCUGGAAAAUACAACUGGUUCGGAAAGACCAAGCAGGAGGAGGCCAAGGUCUGGCAGUGGCUGUCGUUCGUCAACAGCGACUACGUGAGCGCUCUGUGCGACUGGGCACUGCCUUCGUUUGGUGUUUUGCCGUACGACAAGCAGAGAAUCGAGCGAGGCGUCGCCAGUCUCGACAAGCUCACGUCUCUGCUGGAAGACCAGUUGCACAAGACGAAGUAUCUUGCCGGCGACGAGGCCACGCUUGCCGACAUCUACGCCAUCCAGGCGGUGAAAGUGUGCUACGGCAGUCUGUGGGAAGAGUCGUGGGUUAAGGAGCACCCGGCCGUUGCCAGAUGGGUGCAGCAGCUGAAGGAGGACCCGACAAGGAGAUCCGCGGAGUUUGUGAAGCCGGCAAAGCCAGACUCACCAGUAGUGGACCUAAAUAGCACAAACGUAGAUCUUGCUGCGCCACACAGUAGUCCGGCCCGAGCUAUCGAUGCUGUUUUCGGAAACAGCCACUUUCUGCAGCUGGAUAUGCACAACCCAGGAUUUGGGAAAUUCGUGGCUGAUGCGUCUCUCGGCUGA